UUUUUUUUGUCAGAUUUUUUUGUAAAAUAAAUUUGUUGCACGAAAAUGGCUAAUUUUGCCCUCAAAGUUGAGGAAAUCAUAAAUGAGGUAAAUAAAAUCCAUUUAGUGACAUUACAACAUGCGGCCGAAAUUUCUCCAUUUGUGCAUGAUCGCUCCAUUGGCCCCGAUAUGGAAUUGAUAGAUUAUAAGGAAAAUGAAUUGCCUAAGGAUCGUUUGAAGGGUGAAAAUAUUGAAUUAAACAAAGAUUUGACAAAAAGUGAUAAAAAUGAAAUCAACAAAAAGAAAACGCCUUGUAAAGAGAAACAAAACAGCCCCCACCACAAUGAGGAGAAGUUGCACAGGGAACCUAACAGUUUGCAUAGUUUAGAUUUUCAAACGAUAAACUCCAGCAUUUUGCUUAGAGAUGCUGAGGAAAAACGUAAACGUUCGAUACGCCAACAAAUGAUCGACAUGCAAGAGAAACACUUGAAUAUAAUGCAUCAAACUUUACAACCCUUAGAGGAGAAACAGCAAGAGGAGCGUCGUAAAUGGCUGGAAAAGAAGCGACGCAGUGAUUCUCAAAUUCUACAAAAGGUCGAACAACAAUCCGUCCAGGACGUCAAAGAACAUGAACGUCAAUUGGAAAGUUUACGCCUGCAAACACAAAAACAAUUACAAUUGAUAUCCUUUCAGGGAAUUUCUCAAUAUCAAUCGAAAUUUCGGCAUAAAUAUGAAAGCAUUGUGCAUCUGUUAAUGUCCAUAGACAAGCAAGCCUUAAUGUCUUGUGCGGAGUAUAAUAAAAAAUUAAAGGAAUUGAUACAGAUGUUUGAGCAGUUGAUAGGUAAAAUCAAGUCGGGUGAAUGUGGACCCACCGAAUUAAAAACGGCCGAAAAUUUGUGCAAAUCUUUAGAGGAUUUAGAAAUAAGUAUAUUAGAGGCUUGUAAGCAGGAGAAAACCAAGCUGGAAGAACAACAGAGAGAACAACAACAGAAAGAAGAAGAACUAGCAAAACAAGAACAAGCUCAACAGGCUCAAAAAGUAUCCGAAGAACAACAGCAGCAACAACAACAGCAGUUGCAGGAACAACAGCAGCAACAACAGACACAAUUAACCAACCCUCCUCAACAAAUUUCUACAGAAACACCCAAGACACAACCUCCUGCACAGCCACCCAACACAGAUAGUGGUAGCAUGGGCUCCUCUCAAUUUGUUAGUGCUGAACGUUUUGAGUUCUACACAAAAAUCAAUACAUUUUAUCAGGAAAAAGUUGAAAGAGUCAAAGUCUUACAGUCCGAUGAGUCUAUGAAAAAGUAUCGUUUUGAUUGUCAGAAAAACAUUAAUAUACCAGUAAAUGCCAUCUCGGCCGUUAGCCAGCAACAUAUACAGGAUAAAUUUGAUAAACUGUUUACAUUUGUAACCGCACAACCUACAUUGGGUAGAGAUUAUUGUAUUCUGCUGAUGGCCAAAAAGUUUGUGGGUCAAGGAGAGACCACCAUAUCCAGUAAUCCGCAGGCCGCCUUUCCCGUAGCCUCCGUCAUUGUUUCGCUAUGGAAACAUAUACCCGAAUUCGGUCAACUAUUUCUGGCUUAUGUCUUCAAAGAGUGUCCGUUUCUGGUGCCCUACUUUAUACCCCAAAAGAAGGGACAAACCAUAGAAGAAUACUCAAAAGUAUUGGGCUAUCGCAUAACAGAGGGUCAAAUUGAGACCCAGGAUAUGUAUUUGAAACGGCAAACGGGUGUGGCUCGUCUCUAUGCAGCUGUAAUGAUAACAUUAGGCCGGCAACAAGAUGGUCCCGCACAUCCUUAUGGCAUAGAACAUGCCUGGCGUUGGCUGACCAACUUUGUAGCCUUAGAUCCGUUACCUGAUAUCUGUGCCACUUUAAUUAUGGAAAUAUUACAAAUUGUAGGCAGCGAUUUGUGGUCGGCGUAUGGCAAACAAUUUGUCAAAUUGCUGUUCUUUAUACAACAACAAUAUUUUCCCAGAUUAUCGGCAGUGGAUGAAGGUGGCCCAAGAGCCAGAUUAGAAUUGUUAUUAGGAAACUUUUUACGAGAAGGACAAAUACAAAAGCCUCAAGGUAUAUUGCCGCCAGGAUUUUGGUAAGAAUUUAAAUUACAUUUACAUAUUAUUAAAAAAACAAGCAAUUAUUAUUGCAAACAAGUCUUAAAUAAAUGAACCCGAAAACUGAAAGGGAAAAACAA
Calliphora vicina (urban bluebottle blowfly) is the source of this 2177-nucleotide messenger RNA. It is a transcript of the gene Gle1, whose product is annotated as nucleoporin GLE1. Gene Ontology annotation, biological process: poly(A)+ mRNA export from nucleus. NCBI's taxonomy places the organism in Eukaryota, Metazoa, Arthropoda, Insecta, Diptera, Calliphoridae. Gene Ontology annotation, cellular component: nuclear pore cytoplasmic filaments; cytoplasm; nuclear pore. The coding region runs from base 46 to 2079 and encodes 677 amino acids. Gene Ontology annotation, molecular function: phospholipid binding; inositol hexakisphosphate binding; translation initiation factor binding. The record is from RefSeq and is a predicted model, not a curated record. The transcript has 3 exons.